AAGUUCCGCCCCUUUUCAUCUCCUCUCCAGCAGACGGACCUCAGUCCGCGGACACGGCGACAUGCCACAGAAGAUUGAAGAAAUCAAAGACUUCCUGCUGACAGCCAGGAGGAAGGAUGCAAAGUCUGUAAAGAUCAAGAAGAACAAGGACAAUGUCAAGUUCAAAGUGCGCUGCAGCAGGUACCUGUACACGCUGGUCAUCACAGACAAGGAGAAGGCCGAGAAGCUCAAACAGUCACUGCCUCCAGGUCUGGCUGUGAAGGAGCUGAAGUAGAUGCUGAUGUACAAAUAAUUGUAAUAAAAAAUGAAAAAA
Messenger RNA from Thalassophryne amazonica, 313 nucleotides. It is a transcript of the gene rpl38, whose product is annotated as ribosomal protein L38. Bases 62 to 274 code for a protein of 70 amino acids. Lineage: Eukaryota; Metazoa; Chordata; Actinopteri; Batrachoidiformes; Batrachoididae. The transcript has 5 exons. The record is from RefSeq and is a predicted model, not a curated record. Gene Ontology annotation, biological process: protein-RNA complex assembly; translation. Gene Ontology annotation, cellular component: cytosolic large ribosomal subunit; ribosome. Gene Ontology annotation, molecular function: structural constituent of ribosome.